UAUUGAACAAAGACUUUAGUUCCCUGUUCGAAUUCUGAGUCUCGCUUUGGCGGCAUGGCAACAUUCCCAGGUAGAGCACAAGGACAGCUAGCUUUCGAUGAAUACGGAAGACCCUUUAUCAUAUUAAGAGACCAAGAGAAAAAGAAGCGCCUAUGUGGCAUACAGGCACACAAAUCGCACAUAAUGGCAGCGAAGACAGUAGCAGGGACUCUAAGAACAUCUUUGGGUCCUAAGGGUUUAGACAAACUUCUUGUUAGUCCGGAUGGAGAUGUAACUGUUACUAACGAUGGACGAACAAUUCUUGACAAAAUGGAUGUGGAGCAUGAAAUUGCAAAAUUACUUGUUCAACUUAGUAGGUCUCAAGAUGAUGAGAUAGGAGAUGGUACUACGGGUGUUGUUGUCCUCGCGGGUGCACUUUUAGAACAAGCUGAACAAUUGCUUGACAAAGGUCUUCAUCCGAUUCGCAUAGCAGAUGGCUACGAAUUAGCUGCAAAACAUUGCCUUUCCACCCUAGAAGAGAUCAGUGUUCAAUUCGAAUUUUCUAUCGAAAAUCGAGAACCUCUCAUCAAAACUGCUAUGACUACUCUUGGGUCAAAAAUCGUCAACCGUUGUCAAAGAAUGUUUGCCGAAAUGGCAGUCGAUGCCGUUUUAUCAGUUGCUGACUUGCAACGUCGUGAUGUGGAUUUUGAACUCAUCAAAGUUGAGGGAAAAGUUGGUGGUAGACUUGAAGACUCAUUGUUGGUGAAAGGCGUAAUUGUUGACAAGGAUUUUUCUCAUCCUCAAAUGCCGCGUUCAGUAGAAAAUGCCAGACUGGCAAUUCUUACGUGCCCUUUUGAACCACCUAAACCAAAAACAAAACAUAAUUUGUUUGUAAGCUCCACCGAGGACUACCAUAAGUUACGAGAUUACGAACAAAAGAAGUUCGAGGAAAUGGUAAAAAGGUUAGUGCUCUCCGGUUUAAUUGUAUCAUCUCAAAUUUUUCAUCUUUAGUGCUACUCAUUGGUUUUUAAACGUAUUUUCUACCCCCAUCUUACUUAAUUGUUAUUUAAAAGUGGCAACUGGUGCUUGUGAAUUACUGAAAGUACUUAGAGACUCCAUGCGGUUCCAAUUUUUUCAGUCGAGUUAGGUCCUUAGGUUUAGUAUAUUCUUAAACUGUGUCCUAGACUACUUGUAUUGUUGACAUAUUGUAGAAAGUUUUGACGGAUCAGUACUUGCUAAUGUAUUACUACAGCUGUCUGUCGGUACCUUAUUAUCCUCCAACAUACCUGUUAUAAGCUGAAACCAACCCCUAUUGUCAAACAUACUAAACCAAACCAGUUUUUGUUUUCUAUUAUUUAUUUAUUUCAACACAUAGAUAAUGGUACAAAGAGGCACCAAAUACAUAUGCGCCACACAAAUAUCAUCCGAUAUGUGUGAGGGCUGUGAUACUGCCCGGGUUCCCAAACCGAAGCAGGUGGUUUUCUUAGGGGGCCACACCCCGAGCCUUCGACCUGAAGGUCUGAUCCACAAGGCAGUGAAGCAUCGUAAGGAGAUGCAGUCCCAUGGAAGCCGGUGACCGAAAAUCGGUUCAUACGCCAUUUGUUCCCUCAGGAUACUGGAGCCCAUGUGCACCAUUGGUUUGGAAUCCGGUUAAAGCGCCUGACAUUCGCUUUUCGUCCUCUCAUUUUCGUAAACAACACCCCCACCACGAGAAGGCAGUGAGUAGGACUUCCCUAGCAGAGUCUGUAUACGCGUGGCCGUGUGAGAGCAUUUCGAGAGGGAGAGCGGACUCUCCCCACUCUCGGCCGUGCCAGGGCAUUUGGGCAUUUUUUGUUUUCUAAUCUGCUUUUACUCCCGAGAACGGCAUAACAUAAGCAGGGACUGAGUUUGCUUAACAUGCCUCAACCAUUCCGAUGUACAGUUCGCAUCCUCAGAUAACUGACCAUCAUCAGGUAGUGUUUUACAUCGGAAUUGAUCACCUAAAGUUUUAGGUUUAUUUGAACAGUCCUUCAAGUGUUCCGAUGGUUUGAUACAUAUAAACAUUCUUAUUACUUCAGUCAAUCAUCAAUAACGUAGAACUUCGUACGUACAUCAGUUCGAGUUGCCAUACCACAUUAGCAUACAGAUGUAAUUGUCAAUUCAAAUCCCAUAGUGGUAGAGGUAAUAAGAGUAUAAGCAGUAAUCGGAAAGAUUAGGGUUUGAAGGUGUUAUUAAAAGAGUAUAACCCAGUGAAAUAAAUUUUAAAAAAGGACAUGAAUUCAAACGAUUAGAAUUUGGGGGAACAUGUUUGGCUGCCAUGGUUUGUCACAAUGUCCCGUCUUCAACUGACGAUUCUAGUUGAAUAAAUGGAAUUUAGUCUUCUUUUACGGCUUAUAUGACUUCAUCAGCCCACUAAGACUGAAGACUCAAAUGAUAAGUACAGCAGUUCACCUUUUCAGUAACUUCGUUUUCCGUGUUAAAGUUAGGAUAUAACAUUGACAAAGGUCCAGGCACAAUUGUUUUCCAACCUUGGAAAUUGGUUACCUAUUGAGUGACCGAUAAUCAGAAAUAGAUGGUCAAUCCAGUAGUCAUUAGUUUUUGGCCAAAAUUAUACAAAAAAUGGUGGUCAUUUUGAGUUAUAUUUAUAAGAAAAUUAAAGUUGGUGACCAAUAAAGCUGGGUUACCAUUAAAUCGGUUGUAUAUGAAAACCUAAUCACUUAGUGUUGAUUCAAAUCUUGAAGAUGAUAAACACCUUUAUGUUCCGUUUUAAUUGGUUUCUUCUUGGUUAUGUGACUAAAAUACAGUUUUCAACUUUGAUGCGCCUACUACAGCUUGGGCAGCUGAAUAGUACCUCUUUCCUUUACAGAUUAUGUUCGAAUCCAAGUAAAAAAAUUUACUUGAUUGACUAGUCACGUACUUGUAAAUACGAAUGUGACUACCAUAAAUUACGACGAUCGCUUGCUUUCAAAUAUAAAUGCUUAGUUUAUUUUGUCAGUGUUAAAAAGUCGUUAAUUUUCUAUUGAACUUCCUUUACUGUUGAUAUAAUGUGUAACAGCUUGAGCCAACUCACAUUGGCCUAGGGUCCUGUAAUAUUUCUGUUUAUUGUAGAUAUUCAGAAUCUAAGUGACUAUCUAUAGUGUUUGUUCCUACCAGGUCUAUAGAUGCACCAAGGGUGCUACUGGGAUAAACUCCAGUCACCUGUCAAAAAACGUACAAUAGAAGAGGCAUCGGCCUCUUCGCAUAUGUGUCAAGUUUGUUUUUUUAAUCAAAAUUGGUAACAUUUAUUCUAGUAUAACAAAUUCGACCGUAGUAUCUUAUAUUGUUUUCAGUUAGGACAAAAUUCUGUUUUUGACGGUUAGUAAAAACUAUCAUUUGUGGACUUCCACAUAGCAUCUAUUUGUAAGGCCAUUAGCUUGAGUUCAGGCACAACAAAUCACCAGGUAGCGAAAUAAAACUACUGAAACCCCUCAAAUUAUCUAAUUUCUUGUCGAUUCGAUUAUUUUCGCGUCUUUUCUGUUUUUAUAUUCUUUAAAGUGCUUGCUGAGAAAAAUUCACUAAUUCCAAGUUGUUUCUUUUAUCUCGAGAUUUCUGUUUCAUUUGUACAUUCACGCUCAACCAUUGGUAGCACCAUAUUAAACUUAGAGUAUAUUUAUGUCUUUUAUGUCAUGUCUUGGAAAGCAAUAUUACUUAAUUGAGUAAAUUCAACCUUUCCACAGAAUAAAAACAUUUCCAGUAAUAUUUAAGUUUCUGGUCACAUUUAUAUUUAUCAGGGUCAAGGACACUGGUGCUAAUUUGGUUAUUUGUCAAUGGGGUUUCGAUGAUGAAGCUAAUCAUUUACUUUUACGUGAGAAGCUACCUGCUGUUCGCUGGGUUGGUGGUCCUGAAAUCGAGUUGAUUGCCAUUGCCACCGGUGGAAGAAUUGUCCCCAGAUUUGAGGAGUUAACCAAGGAAAAACUUGGGAAGGCGGGUGUGGUACGUGAACUUUCAUUUGGCACUACCAAAGAACGUAUGCUUGUAAUUGAGCAGUGUGAAAACUCAAAAGCAGUGACCUGUUUUAUACGCGGCAGUUCUCGAAUGAUUGUGGACGAAGCAAAACGUUCUUUACAUGAUGCUCUUUGUGUUGUUCGCAAUUUGGUAAGCAGUAUAUAUUAUCUUUGGUCUAGCAAAUUUAUAAGAAUGUAUUUUUCACUUAGUUGUAACGGUGUGUUUGAUCCUUAGAAUUAUUAAAUUGUUUGCUCCAAAAUAAUAAACCACAUCUAGAAUACGUCGACGAAUAUUGACCUAUGGAAGAGAUACUACUGUUUAUAGUUGUAAAAAGAUCGAACGUAUUAAUGAUGAUUUCAGAAGGAAGAAUACAAUCGACGAUUAAGGAAAGUAAGAUGAUGUUGAGAUUCAGUAUUUAAGAAGAGCUAGAGGAUACAUGUACCUAGUCUCUCGAAACAAUUUUAAAGCUCAUCACCCAUAGUUUUUUAGUCAUUGAGCACUUUUAUUGCAUCAACUCCGUUUAUUUCGUGCCUCUUUAAGCAGCCCAGUUUAGUAUCUUUUAGUUUCAUGGACCCGUGGCUAGUCCUAAUUUGGAUGUCCCUAGCUUCCUUCUAAUCUACCCCUUCGUCAGCCAGGAUUUCCCUUCGACAUAAGCGUUAACUUAGUAUACGCAACACAUUUCUCAACUAAAUCGUUUAAUAAAGAUUCGUAACCUCAUCAACUAAUUAACUUUAUUACCUGAGUACUCUAAUGUUGUAAGGUUUCUUGAUCCUUUAUUUUGCCAAAAACGUUUUGUGUAAUAGAAAAAAGUACAAGAAUCUCAAGUUGUAUUACAGUUAGUUUAUUAUUUACAAUUUAUAUGUCCCACUUUUUAUGACUAUGUACUUUUUACUUCAGUUGCAUGUGACUCAAAUCAGGUACUACCAGCAAACAAUUAAUCAAGACAAGUAAACAUUAUAGCAAGAUUUACAAGUGUUCACUAGAGUAGUUAUUAAAAAUGAGCAUCAGUUGUGUGAUAUUCCCAUAUUACUUAAGUAAAUAAUAGUUAUUUUGUGACAUCCCUAGUGUUCAUGUUCUUACCUUAUGUCACGCUUAAAAUUGGUUUAUAGUCACUUAUUUCUUUAUGUGACCAAUUACUUUUCUGUGCACAGGUUCGCGACUCUCGAGUUAUUGCCGGAGGUGGUGCCUGCGAAAUUGCGUGUUCCUUGUCAGUUGCUGCUGAAGCUGACAAAGUUGAAGGUCUUGAGCAAUAUGCUAUGCGAGCGUUUGCUGAUGCUUUAGAGGCGAUUCCAAUGGCUUUAGCUGAGAAUUCAGGUUUGCCACCAAUUGUUACAGUUUCUGAACUAAAAGCACGGCAACUGUGCGACCAUAAUCCUCGUCUUGGAGUAGACUGUCUGAAUAUUGGUACUAAUGAUAUGUAUCAUCAAAACGUCCUCGAAACGUUAAGUUCCAAGCGCGCUCAAAUCAUGCUAGCUGUUCAACUUUGCAAAAUGAUAUUGAAAAUUGACGAUAUUCGUGUUUCUGUGGAUGAACUAUAAACGUUGCUUUUAGGUUUGGUUUUGUUAUCAAUGUGUAAAGGUUUGUUUGUGAUCGAAUAUAAGUGCCGAACUUAAAUUAUAGUUUUAAUUUCGCAGUCUGCGUAAAAGGACUUUAUAGAACACCAUUUUCUCUGAAAAUCAUUUUUGACACUAAUUAUGUACUAAUUGCUCUUCCCGGUGAACUAUUUCGUAAGGUUGCUAUUACAUUUCAGAUAAGUUGUAAACAUGAUGGAAAUUGUGCACUUCGUCCUAUAUAAUGAUGAGUAAGAUGCCAUUUCUCUAGUGGAAUACAUUCAACAUUCCUGUUUCAUCCAUUCUGUAUUUCACAAAUAAUCAGAAACAUCUUUUUCAGUCUUGUACUUGGUGAUCACUUCUCGAUAGUUUGUGUAGUACUUUAGUGGCCUUAGAUCUUACUCCAGGUAGAUCGUUUGCUGCUUGCUAUCGAAAUAUACAUGUCGGCUUUUCUCGUAUAUAAUCAUCGACUUAGAUCGCGUCAGUGAAUAACGGAAUACGAGAAUGGAUUUCGAAUACGGAUAUUUCAUACAAUCACCGAUCCUGACAAACGAUCAAACAAACAACGAAGCGAAACGACGCGCGGUGGAGAACGUAUGUAAGCCAACUCGAUUUAGCCAAGCAUGAAUCGAUAUUUAUAGUCAGACAAAAAUAAGUUACAGACAUGUGAUGAGUACGAUAAGAAAUGCACACACAUACGCUUAUAUAAUAUAAUCAAGGUUGGUAAACGAAUAAGUGACAAGGUUAGGAUGUAGCUUGCGAAGAAUGGAUAGACUAAUCUGUUCAGAGGCUAGAAUAACCUAUGUGGGUUUGACAUAGUACCAGCCCCUACAGUACUACUAAAUUACUACGCCAAUUGUAUAUGUUACGCGAAAAGGUUAGUUUAAAGCAAUAUGUCGAUUUAGACACCUUCCAUGAAACAAAUUUAUUGAAACUUGUGUUCCUUGGCCAUUGUACUUCACUCAGUAAGCCCUAAAUCAAAACAUUAUAUAUUCCAAGUAAAUGGGCAAUAAGAUAUUGCAUUAGUAAAAUAGGAGCUUCUUGUAUAUCCAUAUUUCACUCUGGCACUGAUUGGCUGAAAGAGGACCAAUCUUUAUUUUCCGAUUGGGUUUGCAUUGGACAUGAAAUUACCAGGAUUUUGUCCUGCUAAAAAUUCCACAUUCAUUUUGGGAUUUCAUUGUAGAAUUCAACAUAUAUAUCUAAAUUGUCUUACAAACUAUAUAUACGAAUAACAUGAGUGGUCAAUCGGUUAUAAUCAGUGUAGAACCCAGUAUAGCUGUCCAUCGGUCACCACAGCACAUCGACAAAAAAUCAACCAGACGAGAAACAGGAUGUGAAUGAGUAUCGAAAGUAGUGGGAAUCUUAACAUUAAAAAUAGUACACUAAAGCAGGAACAAAUGCAUUCGAAAGACGGGAAAUUGGAAAGGAUAUAUGAAUUAAAAUUUAGGGAAUGAAUUAAGCUAUUCCACUCGCGACGAUUUUGCACCAUUUCAUAUGAUAUCUCGAGCCAUUGACCAUGGGUACUACGUUGACCUCACUCGGGUAGUCUACACCUUAAUAGAAAGAUCCUAACUGACACUCAGUAACUUCGUGGACUGAGGCUAUGUUCUUGGUUUGCUAACCUUUAGAUUCUUUCAAUGCAGUCCUAUUUCAGUUAGCA
Molecule: messenger RNA, 7152 nt
Organism: Schistosoma haematobium
Lineage: Eukaryota; Metazoa; Platyhelminthes; Trematoda; Strigeidida; Schistosomatidae
Product: T-complex protein 1 subunit epsilon
Exons: 3
Coding region: 55-990 (311 amino acids)
Biological process (GO): protein folding
Cellular component (GO): chaperonin-containing T-complex
Molecular function (GO): ATP-dependent protein folding chaperone; ATP hydrolysis activity; ATP binding
Source: RefSeq, a predicted model, not a curated record